CGCCGCCGCCUCGCCGCCGCGCCGCCGCCUCUUCAGUCUCGAGUCGGGGGCAGUCCCUGAAAACGCACCACAAUGGGGGCUUAUAAAUACAUGCAAGAGAUCUACCGCAAGAAGCAGAGCGAUGUGAUGCGCUUCCUGCUGCGUGUGCGAGCCUGGCAGUACCGUCAGCUCAACAAGCUGGUCCGUGUCCCAAGGCCCACUCGCCCAGAGAAGGCCAGGAGGCUCGGCUACAAGGCCAAGCAAGGCUUCGUCAUUUACCGCAUGCGUGUGCGCCGUGGAGGCCGCAAGCGCCCCGUUGCCAAGGGUUGCACAUAUGGCAAGCCCAAGAGCCACGGUGUGAACCACCUGAAGCCUGUGCGCAGCCUGCAGGCACUGGCAGAGGAACGCGUGGGCCGUAGGCUGGGGAGCCUGCGCUUGCUGAACAGCUAUUGGGUUGCCCAAGACUCCACCUUCAAAUAUUAUGAAGCCAUCCUCCUCGAUCCCCACCAUGACAACAUCCGUAGAGAUCCUUCGGUUAACUGGAUAUGCGAUGCCUCUCACAAGCACCGUGAGCUGCGUGGAAAGACUGCUGCUGGACGCAGACAUCGUGGUCUGGGCCGUGGUAUUGGCUACUCCCACACCAAGGGAGGCUCUCGCCGUGCACGCUGGCUCACACAGAACUCCCUCCAGCUGCACAGGAGGCGAUAAACUUUUGUUUAUUAUUAAGCUCUUGGGCUUUAUUAAUAAAAAAAAAAAUACAAAAAUCGGAAUGUUAUUUUACUCCAUCGGGGGUUAAUAAAACACAAUUAUUA
Messenger RNA from Penaeus monodon (black tiger shrimp), 791 nucleotides. It is a transcript of the gene RpL15, whose product is annotated as 60S ribosomal protein L15-like. Gene Ontology annotation, biological process: cytoplasmic translation. Gene Ontology annotation, cellular component: ribosome; cytosolic large ribosomal subunit. The record is from RefSeq and is a predicted model, not a curated record. NCBI's taxonomy places the organism in Eukaryota, Metazoa, Arthropoda, Malacostraca, Decapoda, Penaeidae. The coding region runs from base 73 to 687 and encodes 204 amino acids. The transcript has 4 exons. Gene Ontology annotation, molecular function: structural constituent of ribosome; RNA binding.